CUGGCACGUACUUCGGAUUGACUAUGUAGUUUUCGCACAUAGAAAAACACUAAAUAUUCUCAAAACGUUCGCUACUUAUAAAUUUCAGUCUUCAUGCAGAACAUACAAAACUGUCGACAGUACUAUAUAUCUUCAAAUAUUAGAUUGAAAAACCCUGAGUGACGUUUGUUCUCAAGAUAUUUGCUUACUACGCCACUUGUUUGGUGUAUACUAAAAUAUGAAUGAAGAUGAAACAUGUUAUCACAAUCACUACGCCCAUGAAUACAUCAAUCAGAAUACCAGGUUUACACCUUGGAGAGAAUGUGAGGCAACAUCGAAAAAUAGUUGCUGCCGUACAAAGCUUCCGUUGCUUCUGUUCAUUGCUGCAUAUGUAUUAUUUUGUUGUUUCGGUGCAUUUUGUUUCAAUAAAAUUGAAAGGCCUAUGGAGAGAAAAGAGAGACUACGACUGCACGCCUCUCUAAUUCAAUUUCUAAAGAUGCAUUCAUGUGUGAAAGAAAUGUGUACUCUACAAAACCAAAACGUUUCUCACUUUCAUGGGCACUUCAUCCAGGAACUUCGGGACACGACACGUUACUUAAUAUAAAUAAAUUGCCUGAAGAAUGUCAAGUGAUGACCUAUACGAGUUUAUCAGUCACGUUGUGGCAGCCAGGAAAUUGCGCAUAUCAGUGACACGGGUUAAAGAUCUAAGUAUCUAUAGUUCUCUUGCUAUUCCUGAAAAGUGGUAUGAGGAGUUUCAUUUGGAGAAAAAUAUGGAAUUCAAUUCUCAUUUCGAAUCAGUCGCCAUGACUGACCUAAAAGAAGACGAAGAUAAUAAAAGUGACUUGAAUUUUUCUGAAUCAAUAUUUUUUGUGAUCACAGUUAUUACUACUAUAGGUUACGGUACAAACAGUCCGAUUACACCACAGGGAAAAAGGUUUUGCGUAUUUCUAGUUUGUGUAGGAAUUCCAAUGAACAUAAUUUUGGUUUCUGCACUGGCUUCUGCAUGCAUGCCUUUGGUUCGAAAGUCGCGAAAUAGUCUAGUUAAUUUAUUUUCCUCUUCGAGUGAUCGCAAAAUAUCCCUUUAUAAAAAUGAAGAAAAUUUUAAACAUUGGGAUUCAGAUACUCUAGAUAAAACAGUGAAAAUUUCGGAGGGAAAAAAUAUAUGGAUAGACUUACAUGAUAAGCGUGAGGUCGCAAAACUAUGCUUCAAACCAGGAUGUUGUUUGCACAGAGAUGCCAAUUUACUAGACAACUCAGAUACGCAGUCUCCAUUUCGUAAGUGGUUUUCGGACAGCCAUUUAACAAGUAAACUCAGGAAACAUAAAUUACAAUCAAAAGAAUUGAAACCAACAAGUAUGAAUGUUGAAACUAGUACGAAACAGCUGAUCCACAAGGUUGUUUCACCUUCAUCUUCGAUAUUAUCAUUGCCAGAAAAUAGAAAAUGUUUUUCACAUUCUCCAUCGGGCAAUGUUCAUAAGUAUCUGGAGGGUAGGUGUGAUCGUCCUAAGUUUUACCCUACAUUGAAGUCUCCGAAAAUAUUGCCACCUAUAAUGAAACCUAAGGAGGUACUACUGAAGUCUGACUAUCCAAUAAUUAGUAAUCCAGUGGAAUCUAAUCGAAGACCAACUACAAAACCUCCUGAACCUAAAAAGAAGUCAUCGAAGAAGUGUAGUGUAGUGAUGUCAGAUGAAAUAAACACAUGUAAUAAAUCUCAGUCUACAAUCAGUGUUAACAUAAAUGAUUAUGAGGGUGCUACUGACGAUAAAAUAUAUCAACAGAUACCAACCAAAUCAAAUCACACACCACCUGCUGGAAACGACGAAAAAGGCUCAUUCAUGAGAAAUUUCAAAAGGUUGUCUCGACAGUGUUUAUUUGAAAAAUUCCAAAAAUCUGCAAGUGAUUCUGUGGAUAGUUUCUCAACUGAAACAACACUAGCAUAUCGUGCACGUCUUUCAUGUAUUGCAUUCCUACAUUUUCUAUUAUCCAGAAGUGAUCUUGCAUUAACCAGUAGGGUUAGAUUUUCACAACUUCGUUAUCAUCAAGAUCAUCAUGGUAUAUUCCACAUACGAUUAUUUCAUUUCUUUGUACUAUUUUUGGUGGUAGUAGUAUGUACAAUAUUUAUACCUGCGGCUGUAUUUUACCGCUUAGAAGACAACUGGACCUAUUUAGAUUCAGUUUAUUAUUGUUUUGUAUCGCUCAGUACAGUUGGCUUAGGCGAUUUGGUCCCAAGUCAAGACAGGAGACACGAUGUACCGAAAGUUAUAUCAUAUGUUUAUGCAAAAAAUAUAUAUAAACUGGCAACUUCGAUUUACUUAAUAUGGGGGAUUGUAAUGACUACAGUACUAGGGAGGGCUUUUCAAGAAAUUAUCGACUAUGAAUUCUCAAACGCAGCUUGUGGAUUCGAGGAUAAGUGUCGUGAACACAGGUUGCCAAGUUGUGGUUCAGGGGCACAAUUCGACAAUAACUCUUCUUUCUUUAUGAACUGUAAUCAUCUAAAGUCUAUUACUGAUGGUUAACCAGUGAUUUGAUAUUUUUAAUCAAACAUUUUUUGAGGUCCUUGUAUUUUUUUAAUGGUAUGUGC
Trichobilharzia regenti is the source of this 2560-nucleotide messenger RNA. The record is from the annotation of a GenBank genome assembly. NCBI's taxonomy places the organism in Eukaryota, Metazoa, Platyhelminthes, Trematoda, Strigeidida, Schistosomatidae.